Molecule: messenger RNA, 4619 nt
Organism: Catharus ustulatus (Swainson's thrush)
Lineage: Eukaryota; Metazoa; Chordata; Aves; Passeriformes; Turdidae
Product: complement component C6-like
Exons: 20
Coding region: 4-3072 (1022 amino acids)
Biological process (GO): immune response
Cellular component (GO): membrane attack complex
Molecular function (GO): protein binding
Source: RefSeq, a predicted model, not a curated record
AUUAUGGUCUUUACUAGUGGUGUGUCAUGGCAAUGCUUGGCAGCUCCUAUUGCAGCGUUCUGUUAUCAGAUGGACUCCUUCGCCGUGGGCAUGACUGUGCCAAUGCGCCUGGUGUUGCUGAGCCUGGUGAUUGGGAGCAGCCAGGGGUGCUACUGUGAACAUUACCCUUGGGGGCCAUGGUCUGCCUGCUCACAGACCUGCAAUUUCGGCACACAGACCCGGCACAGGCAAAUAAGAAUGGAUGAGUAUUAUAGCCAAAACUUCUGUGACCAGCUGUGCACAAAGCAUGAAUCUCGUACAUGUAACCAGCAAACAUGUCCUAUCAACUGUCAGCUUGGAGACUUUGGCCCUUGGUCAGAAUGUGACCCAUGUGUUAAAAAACAAUUCCGUACACGGGCGCUGCUGCGACCAUCCCAGUUUGGGGGCCAGACCUGCACCGAGCCACUGGUGGAAUCCCGCCCCUGCUUCCCAGCCAAGCUCUGCAACAUAGUGCAAGUUGACUGCAAGAAUAAAUUCCAGUGUGAAAGUGGUCGCUGUAUCUCAAAAAAAUUGGAAUGUAAUGGAGAAAAUGACUGUGGGGACAACUCUGACGAAAGAAACUGUGGAAGGAAAAAGACUGUGUGCAAUCGAAAGUAUGAGAGCAUCCCAGGUGUGCAAUUAAUAGGCAGUGGAUUUCACAUUCUGGCAGGUGAGAGCCGAGGGGAAGUUCUUGGCAACUCAUUCAACGGAGGACAAUGCACAACAGUGAAGCGCAAUGAGACACGGAAAUUGUAUCGUGUCCCUGCAAAUCUGGAGGCUGUCAGCUUUCAGGUAACAGAUGAAGAGGAUGAUGUAACAUCAGAUUUCUACAAAGAUUUAACUCCCCUGAGUGACAGUGCUUCUGGCAGUAGCUCAUCCACUCGAAGGGGUAAACAUUCUUCUGGUAUCCCAUUUUUAUUCUCAAAAAAGACACGGGUCCAGGUUACAUCAUCUUCCUCCUUCAAGAAAGCUAUUAAAGCCUCGCAUGAAAAGAAUUCCAACUUUAUUAGAGUCCAUAAAGUAAUUUCUGUUGCAAACUUCACAAUGAAAGAGUCAGAUCUGCAGCUAUCAGACGUCUUUCUAAAAACACUUAACCACCUGCCCCUGGAGUACAACUAUGCUUUAUACAGCAGAAUAUUUGAUGACUUUGGCACUCACUACUACACCUCUGGGAAGAUGGGUGGUUCCUAUGAUAUUCUUUACCAGUACAGCUCUGAGGAACUGCAGAACUCGGGUCUGUCAGUUGAGGAGUCAACAGAGUGUGUCCGAACAGAAACAACCAAGCGCGUGUUCUUCAAGAAGAAAAAGAAAGUCAGUGUCAGAUGCACCACAAACAGGAUGACCGUGACACAUGAAGGUUCCAUUUUGGAGUCAGCUGAACGAUCAGUUUCCCUGGUAAAAGGCGGCAGGUCAGAAUAUGCAGCAGCUCUGGCCUGGGAGAAAAAGGGGGCUUUUCCGGGACACAGAGUCUUCACAGACUGGCUAGAAUCAACAAAGGACAAUCCUGUGGUGAUUGACUUUGAGGUGUCGCCCAUCGUGGACCUGGUGAGGAACGUGCCAUGCGCUGUGACCAAGCGCGGCCAUCUGAGGAGAGCCCUGAAGGAGUACGUGGGCAGAUUUGACCCCUGCCAGUGUGCCCCGUGCCCCAACAAUGCCAGGCCUGUGCUCUCCGGGACAGAGUGCCUCUGCCUGUGCCAGGCCGGCACCUACGGCACCAACUGCGAGACACGGGCUCCGGGUUACACAUCAGUUGCUGUUGAUGGCCGAUGGGGCUGCUGGUCUGAAUGGAGCCCAUGUGGUGCUUCCUUCAAACAAAGAAGGACCCGGGAAUGCAAUAACCCCUCCCCAAUGAACGGUGGGAAGCCAUGCGAGGGGCAGCGGGAGGAAGAGGAGGACUGUUAUGUCUCUGUGUUCACAGACAGAGGUGCUUCUUGUAUAAAUGAUGAUGAAGCCAAGAGAGAAGAAAAUGUCUUGAUUGGUGAACCUGAGUCUGGAUGUUCUAGGCCAGACCCACCAGAACACGGCUUUAUCAGGAAUGAAAAGAACCAGUAUGCUGUGGGGGAGGAAGUUGAAAUUGCUUGUGUGAGUGGUCAUAUCCUCAUUGGCUAUCAGUAUCUUCGGUGUCUGCCAGAUCAAACCUGGACACAGCAACAUAUUGAGUGCCAACCCUCAGUAUGCCUCAGGCCAACAAUAUCUGACAGUGUCACAAUUUCCCCAUUUAAGCAACAGUACAACAUCGGUGAAACAAUGAAGCUGAGCUGCCAAGAUGGGUUUAUAAUCACUGGUCACACAAAGUAUACCUGUGGGAAAGACCUGUCCUGGAUACCUCCUAUUUUGAGGUCUAUUACAUGCGAAAAAGAUGUGCAAACUAAAAUUAGAGGAAUUUGCAAUCCAGGACAAAAGCAGGUUGGAUCUCAGUGUGUUUGUAUGUCUCCAGAAGAAGAUUGUGGCCACUACUCAGAAGACAUCUGUGUGCUACAUGCUGCUUCUGAACAGAAUGUGACCAAGCCCAGCUGUCAGUACUCAGCUGAAAUGUGCCUCGGAGUGCAGUCAUUUCAUUUCUUGCAUACUGGCCCUUGCCAUGGUAAUUCCAACCUAGACUGGGCUAUUGAGAGGGCAAAGCUCUCUACAAAUAGCUUGAAGAAAGUGCCCUGUGGCUAUGACACCUGCUAUGACUGGGAGGAUUGUGAAGAUCAAGCAAAACUAUGCCUUCAUCUUCUGUCAUCCAACCAAAUUCCAGCACUGCUAAAACCCACUGACAGUUCUGACAAGGCAGCUGUCUCCAAGUGGUUUUUAUUACUUACCGAAGAUGCUGCAACUCUUCAUCUUCGCAUGCUCUGCUUUCAUGCUGCUCUCCCACGCAGGCCUUCCCACCACCUUGUGGAGAGGGGUUGUUACAGGCAGCCAAACCAACCAACUUCGUUUGGAGGCUGUUGCCAUGGCACCUGUCCAAUGUCCAUGCCAUCUUCCAGAUUUCUGAGAUUUAGUGAGAAAGAAAGAGCAAAGGAGGCACUAGAUAAAAGGCACACAGCAAGGUUGCUGGGAGAAAUAUGACUCCAGUUCAGCCUGCAGGAUGUAUUCAUACCCAUUUGAGUUAAGUGGUUUUGUUUUUUGUUUUUUUUUUUCCUGAAUGGCAUUUCAUCCAUAGAACACCGCAAUUUCUCUUUUGAUUUCUGGUAAGGAAGACAGGAUUGCUAUAAAAUAUCUUUAUUGAGUCAAGUCAGGGUAAAAUUAAUUUUACCUAACUUCAGCUACCUAUGUGUCCAGCCUAAGGGCCUGCCUAGGCUUCUCUCAGAAUUUAUGGAAGAAGGAUUCCUCCCAAAGAUCAUUUUUUCACCCUACUUCAGACACCUAAUUUAGGAUAGGAUGAUUUACCAUUUGGAACCAAUCCCUCAUUUUUAACUACUGCAGGACUAUGGAUGGACUAAGUCCUGGAUUUCAUGUGAGGAUAAAAGAAUACAGGCAAAGAUUUCUGUUAUUUCAGAAACAGAGAUUGCCACUCAAAAAUGAGAGAAGUGAGUGAACAGCCACAGCCCCAGAGCCACAGCCUUCUGGGUCUGGAAGCCAUGCUGCUGAAGUCAAAAUGGCUUUUUUCUCCAUCCCUUAACCUUAGCAGAGACCAAAGGUCUCCCACUACAUAAAUUAGCACCAAAAGAACUUAACAAGAGGCUGCAAUCCAAAAAAAGUGAGGACAAAUUAAUAUUUAGACAACCAUAUGAAGAUGAUUUGUCCAGGAGUAAAAAUGCAGCAGAUCAGACACAGCUUCACUAAUUUGUACCACGGAACUAGCCCUUUUUCUGAUCAGAGCUCUAUCUCAUAGGAUUUCAACUAAUUCAUAGUGGGAAGGUUGCUCACAGUUUGUUGGCUUCUGCUGGGCCCAGACAGCUGUACUUUUUUAAAAGUGCCUGCAUUUUUAGUCCGUAAACAAAGAUUAAUUAAGAAAAAUACAUGCUUUCAUCAAGUACUGUAAAACAAGUUACAUAAUUCUACAAUCAAAGAUAAAUAACUGGCUAUAGCAUCAAUUUCUAUCUUUGUUUGGGUUGACAAGGUAAUGAUCUGCUAAUAAGAUAUAUAUACAUUUCUCCAAUUUCCCAUGAAAUGAACUCUCUCAAGAUAGAAUUGUGUAUCGAUCUUAAGUCUACUGAAAAUGCAUAGCAGGCAGGCAUGUGAGAAUUUAAAUAACAGAUUUUCAGAGAAUCACAGAAUAUUUUUCACUCCUUAAAACUCACACAUUAGACCUCAUUACUCUCUACAACUACCUGAAAUUAAGGGUAGUGAGGUGGGGGCUGGUCUCUUCUGCUGCGCCUACAAAGAAGACAACAGAGAAUGGCCUGAAGAGAUUGGAGAUUCACCUUAAAAAAUUUUGUCACUGCUGGGGUGGUCACAAAUUGGUCACCCGGAAGGUGCUGGACUCGCUCUCCCUGGAGGUGUUUAAUAGGAGUCUGGCUCUGGCACUGGGUGAUGGGUUUAGGGGUUUAGGGUUACAGAGGCUGCGCUGGGCUGACGGGUGGACUGGAUGGUCUUGUAAACCCUUUACAAAGCCGGCGAUUCUGUGAUUCUGCAAAAGUAACUUCGACUGCCGGCGUGACCAGGUCAGUACU